Messenger RNA from Pseudo-nitzschia multistriata, 1444 nucleotides. The record is from the annotation of a GenBank genome assembly. NCBI's taxonomy places the organism in Eukaryota, Bacillariophyta, Bacillariophyceae, Bacillariales, Bacillariaceae.
ACCGCAACACAAAGCGCAGCAGCCACGACAACAAGAACAACGGCCAAAAUAUGUCGUCGCCGUCUUCGGGGAAGGAUGCCAAGAUCUGCAACUACGAGCCCAUCGAUUUCGAUUCCCUCGGGCUGGAGUGGAGGCACGAGGAAAACGAGCGCAAAGACCCACGGUCGGUCCGCAUGGCCGCGGAGUGCAAGCGCCGGCUCACGAGGGCGACCCAGAACUGCAUCGACUCCAUCCGGAAGCGAAAGGAAAAGGAGGACAACAACACCAACAACAACAACAACAAGAGCGGGGGAGGGACCCUCGGCCUGAUCCUCUCGGGCGGCGUCGACACCUGCGCGAUCCUCGAGGCGGCGACCGACCUCGGGAUCGUCUUCGACGCGGCCAUCACGGUGGUCAUCGGGGACACGAGCCCCGACGAGCUCUACUCCAAGUACGCGGCCCACAAGCACGGCCUGACGGAGAGGCACCACGUCGUCAAGAUGACCCCGGAGGACCUGGUGGGGGUCCACCUGCCCCGGACCAUCAAGACCCUCGCCGUCUGGGACGGGAUGACCAUCCGCAACUCCCUGGUCAUCAGCGCCGCCUUCCAGAAGGCCGAGAAGCUCGGCCUGACCGACGUCCUGGUGGGGGACGGGGCCGACGAGCUCUUUGGGGGCUAUAGCUUCACCUGGGGGGACGCAGGGGACCCGGCCGGCUGGAAGGACAAGCGGGACAAAAUGUGCGAAAAGUGGACCUUCGCGACGGACGACCUGGCCGCGUCCUUCGGCCUGGUGGCCCACGCGCCCUACGAAGACCAGGAGGAAAUGGUCGGCUGGGCCCUGUCCGAGACCCAGCGGAUCGACUGCAUCGCCGACGACCGGUGCGAGAUCCAGCUCCUCCUGGGCGAGCCCUACGCCGUCCACACCACCGGGAAGGUCCUCCUCCGGGAGGCCUUCCGGACCGGCUCCUCCUGGCGCCGGAAGGACCCCAUCGAGAAGGGGAGCGGGGCGACCGUCAUCGGCCACGACGAGUACUGGGGGGACGUCCUCCCGGACGGGGAGUUUGCCACGGCCACCGCCGCGCUGGAAACCGAAGAGGGAAUCUUCGUGGGGACCAAGGAAAACCUCGUCAACUUUCGCAUCUACGUGGAUUCCUUUGGGGGGAUCGUCCACCCGACCCGGAAGCGGCUCCCGGAAGGCGGCGGGGGCUGCACCGGGUGCGGCUUCGAGCUGGCCUACCCAGGGGCGAUGUUCUGCCACAUCUGCGGGGCCUAUCCGUGCCGGCCGCUGCCGCCCGGGGGCACCGGGGCAAGCGGCUAGCGAGCAACCCUUGCCGGCGCUCCUGGUUCGUCGCGGCGUGUUGCGUGCCGAACGAAGAACAACGAAGGAGAACCAUCGAACCGAACACGGUACAAAUACGGCUCUUUCAUCAAAUGAGAACUAUGGAAUAGAAUACUGUGACGAUA